AUGUCUUUUCCUCAGGAGUCCCCGGCAGCUGUGGCGCAGCCGGGCAGUCCCGAGGCCGCGGUCGGUGAUCGGGCCCGGGUGCAGCGCGUCUCUCCUCCCGCCAGGCGGCGCCUCGCCAUUGAGGACUUCGAGAUCGGGCGUCCCCUGGGCAAGGGCAAGUUCGGCAACGUGUACCUGGCUCGGCUCAAGGAAAGCCGUUUCAUCGUGGCCCUGAAGGUCCUCUUCAAGUCGCAGAUCGAAAAGGAGGACCUGGAGCACCAGCUGCGCAGGGAGAUCGAGAUCCAGACCCACCUGCAGCACCCCAACAUCCUACGUCUGUACAACUAUUUCCAUGAUUCCCGGCGCAUAUUCAUGAUCCUGGAGUACGCUCCGCGGGGUGAGCUCUACCAAGAGCUGCAGAAAUGCCACACGCUGGACGAGCAGCGCACAGCCACGAUAGUGGAGGAGUUGGCUGACGCCCUGACCUCCUGCCACGACAGGAAGGUGAUCCACAGGGAUAUUAAGCCAGAGAAUCUGCUGCUGGGGUUCAGGGGUGAGAUUAAGAUUGCAGACUUUGGCUGGUCUGUGCACACCAUCUCUUUGAGGAGAAAGACGAGGUGCGGCACUCUGGACUACCUGCCUCCAGAAAUGAUUGAGGGGAAAAUGUACGAUGAGAAGGUGGACCUGUGGUGCAUUGGCGUGCUCUGCUAUGAGCUGCUGGUGGGAAACCCACCCUUCGAGAAUGUCUCUCACAGUGAGACCUACAACCGCAUCCUCAAGGUGGAUGUGAAGUUCCCUCCGACCAUGCCUUUGGGGGCACAGGACUUGAUCUCCAGGCUUCUCAGAUACCAGCCUUCGGAGCGGCUGCCCCUGUCCCAGAUCCUGAGGCACCCCUGGGUCCAGGCCCACUCCCGGAGGGUUCUGCCUCCUCGUGCCAGCUGACCUUGUUUACUCGCUCUGCCUCUGCCUUUGCUUUAGUUCUACUGGCUCAUGUAAAUUUUGUUGUUGUUGUUUCCUUUUUAAGAUGCAAGAUGUUAAUCAAUAAAAUAAAAGUUGAAUUAUUUAGUACCAGCUCA
Messenger RNA from Ochotona princeps (American pika), 1055 nucleotides. It is a transcript of the gene AURKC, whose product is annotated as aurora kinase C. Gene Ontology annotation, biological process: mitotic spindle organization; protein phosphorylation; regulation of cytokinesis. The record is from RefSeq and is a predicted model, not a curated record. Lineage: Eukaryota; Metazoa; Chordata; Mammalia; Lagomorpha; Ochotonidae. The transcript is spliced from 6 exons. Gene Ontology annotation, molecular function: ATP binding; protein kinase activity. The coding region runs from base 1 to 921 and encodes 306 amino acids. Gene Ontology annotation, cellular component: spindle midzone; spindle microtubule; chromosome passenger complex.